AUGCCAAGUCACAUUUCUGACCACUCUCCGGUUCUAUCGACAACAACCAUCAUGAAAAUUGCCAAAGAGCAAUUAAAACUUUAUACCUCACAGAAUCAUGAUGCUUAUUCCAUUAUUUUUAGUCCCUUGAUUGAGGAUUUGGGCCUUUCUCCUCAAGUUACAGAGGAAGUGGAGCUCGUUCUACUGCUUCUAGUUUCCGCUGAAAUGCUAGCCAAUCGACAAUUAGAUUGUGCAAGAAAGUUGUUGAACUUGUGCAUCAACUUUUCUCUUUCAGCAGGUAAUCCAGUUCAAAGAGCUGUCUAUUAUUUUGCUGAAUCUCUUCGGAAGAGGAUCGAUAAAGGGAUAGGAAUACCAACUAUAGCAUCAAACAUUGAUACAGUGAAUCCAAAUAUUAUGGAAGAGGUUCUCAUGGAUCCACGAACCGAUGUUAUUGAGACUGAACAAAUGCUUCCCUUCCGCAAAGUAACUCAAUUUACUGGAAUUCAAGCCAUCUUGGACAGUGUUAAAUCAUUCAAGAGGAUUCAUUUGAUUGAUCUUGGGAUUAAAACCGGAUCACAAUGGACAAUCCUAAUGCAAGCUCUGGUUGGUAAUGGUGAAUGUCCACCGGAACAUCUCAAGAUAACAGCGGUUGGAACCUCUUUGACUCGAAUGCAAGAGGUAGGGAACAGAUUGACAUCUUUUGCAGACACCUUACAUAUACCUUUUUCCUUCAAAACAGUUGUAUCUGACUUGAGACAUAUCAGGAAGGAUUUAUUUGAGUCAAAGGCUGGUGAAGUUGUGGCAAUCUAUUCUGACUCGCGUCUUUGGACCUUGUUAGCAUGGCCUAAUCACUUGGAAUCUCUUAUACAAGUUUGCAAAAGUUUGGAUCCAUGUGUAAUGGUGGUAACUGAAAUAGAGGCAAAUACUAAUACACCAAUUUUCAUCGAUCGUUUCAAUGAAGCAUUGUUUUACUACAGUGCUAUCUUUGAUAGUCUUGAAACUUGCAUAGGGUGGAACCAUCAGUACAGAGCAGUAGCUCAAGGAGUAUAUAUAGGAAGGAUUAUUGAAAAUGUAAUCACAUCCGAGGGAGAAGAGAUGGCUCAUCGCCAUGAGAAGCUUGGAUCUUGGAGGGCCUUAUUUGAAAGAUUUGGUAUAGAGGAAACAGAACUGAGUCACUCAUCCUUGUACCAAGCAAAGUUACUGGCAGAAAAGUCUACAUGCCAUGGUUUUUGCAGUUUGGAAAUGGAUGGGAAAUCCCUAAUUAUUAAGUGGAAGGGAACCCCAAUUAAGUCACUUUCUGCAUGGAAGUUCCACUAA
Messenger RNA from Solanum tuberosum (potato), 1296 nucleotides. RefSeq names its product DELLA protein RGL2-like. Bases 1 to 1296 code for a protein of 431 amino acids. The transcript has a single exon. Lineage: Eukaryota; Viridiplantae; Streptophyta; Magnoliopsida; Solanales; Solanaceae. The record is from RefSeq and is a predicted model, not a curated record.